CUUGCACACCUUUGCAAUUAGAGUGUAGUUUGUUAAAUAAUAUUCAGAACUAAAUAUCCACCCUAGCGUGUUAUAGAUAGAUUAACACAAUUCCACAACAAUAAUACGCAUUUAUAUGACAUGGUUGCGCACAUUCAUUAUUCACUGGAACAGCUAGCUGAAAUGAAGUGACCGCAAAUAAAACACACCAUUGUAUUUCAUCUAUUGUAAUGGCAAUGGAAAUUCUUUUGAAGUUCGCCUAAACUAUUAUUGUAAUCACGCGUACGGAACCUGUCCAUGCAUAUCCAAAGGUCUCUAUAGUGUUAAUAGCUGAGAUUUGCUUCUGGGCUCUGUACCACGUGCACCGAUACUAUUAGUCUCUGUCACGAACCCAAGCAUUCAACAGACCAGCUCCACACUCGGAGAGGAGUCCCACAAUACACGCGCAGGAGCAGAGGUUACACCUCAUGUCGAGGCUUUGCAAUUUGCUUUUAAAGGCAAACGGAUGAGCAGUCCUAAUAACGGAUCAAUUCUUUGUCCACUGAUGGCCACCAACCUAAAGCAUUAGCUAGUAAUUGUGGUGUCAGGUGUGAACUGUGAGUCUCUUGAUAACCUAUUUUACUUCCAAACUGAAUUCUUCUGUGCGCCAACUUGUGACAAAAUCGCUGUCUUAUCUGUACUGCUACACAAGUCGUACCUACUGGGUAGUAUCGAAAGUGGAAGAGGGCGAUGUUCGAGUGUCCGGACAGUGGGGAAGGGAUGAGCCCUACUCACAAGAUAUCUUUCUCCAUCAUAGAUAUCCUCGACCCCCAAAAAUUUACAGGUAAAUCCCAGGCACAAGGGCUGCAAGACAAAGGGCCAAAUGAAAACAGUGAUAUGCCCGUAGUCUCCAGUGCAGAACAGGCUCUAAAGGAGACAGUAAAGCUGAGUGCUGAAAAGAACAGCAACCAAAUCGGCACUGACUCUGAUGGAAGUGAUUGGGAACAAGGCAAACAUUCCAACGCUAAUACUUCAAAAGAAUCUCCAGAAUUCCAUGGAAAAGUUCAACAAUUUAAAAAGGAUAAGGAUUCCAUACAACCUGAAUUAGACAACGACCAGAAUACCCCCACAGAGUUGGAAUCCAGGUCCGAUCAUGCUGCACCCAGACAAAAACGCCGUCGAGCUGAACCAGGCUGUGCUAAACCAAGACGAGCUAGAACUGCCUUUACGUAUGAGCAACUAGUGGCUCUGGAGAAUAAAUUUCGCUCAACGCGUUACCUAUCAGUAUGUGAACGCCUCAACCUUGCGUUGGCCCUCAGCCUAACAGAAACACAAGUUAAAAUCUGGUUUCAAAACAGACGCACAAAGUGGAAGAAACAGAAUCCUGGAGCAGAUAGCACAAUCCAGCCUGGAGCUACAAGCCUGUCGCUAAUCAGUCCAAGUCCUCCUGGACCAAGUGCACUCAGCUUUCCAACCUUUCAGGCUUACUCUGCAGGGAAUGUCAUUUGCCAGACAGCAACACCAGUCCCUUUAGUAUCAUCCACUACAGGUUUGAUGUCUCCUUUCCUGAGUUCUGCCUACUUGACACCAUUUUAUGCACCUCAUUUAUGAAAACAAAAUAUGUAUAUCUCAAGUAACUAUUUACACCAAACAUAAUAACAACAAUUUUUAUUCUUGAGCUACCAUUUUGUACAACCAUCUUGUAAUAAAGUAAUCAUCACCUUAAAGAGGACUGAAUAGCUCAACUGAUGAUAACUUAUUUGUAAGCAGUGUUUCAAAGCCUUAAAUAGACAAGUUCUGAGUUUUAACAAUAUACAAGAAAUAUGCCAAUUCAAUAUCUGUAGGUAAGAAUAAACAAACCUGACAGAAUCAGAAGAAACGUGUGUUCUGUUGGGUUUUGGUGGAGCAUUAUUAAGGCUAAGAUUAUGAUUCUAAGAUUAUGAA
This is a messenger RNA of Amblyraja radiata (thorny skate), 1902 nucleotides long. RefSeq names its product NK1 transcription factor-related protein 2. The record is from RefSeq and is a predicted model, not a curated record. Gene Ontology annotation, molecular function: RNA polymerase II cis-regulatory region sequence-specific DNA binding; DNA-binding transcription factor activity, RNA polymerase II-specific. Lineage: Eukaryota; Metazoa; Chordata; Chondrichthyes; Rajiformes; Rajidae. Gene Ontology annotation, biological process: regulation of transcription by RNA polymerase II; cell differentiation. Gene Ontology annotation, cellular component: nucleus. The transcript is spliced from 2 exons. Bases 709 to 1569 code for a protein of 286 amino acids.